Messenger RNA from Myotis lucifugus (little brown bat), 1418 nucleotides. RefSeq names its product dihydrouridine synthase 1 like (gene DUS1L). Lineage: Eukaryota; Metazoa; Chordata; Mammalia; Chiroptera; Vespertilionidae. The transcript is spliced from 12 exons. Gene Ontology annotation, molecular function: tRNA dihydrouridine synthase activity. Bases 122 to 1216 code for a protein of 364 amino acids. The record is from RefSeq and is a predicted model, not a curated record.
UUCCUGGUGACGGUCCCGUCUCCCCCAGUUCUGUGCCAACGACCCGGAGGUGUUUGUCCAGGCGGCGCUCCUGGCGCAGGACUACUGUGAUGCCAUCGACCUGAACCUGGGCUGCCCCCAGAUGAUAGCCAAGCGGGGUCACUACGGCGCCUUCCUGCAGGAGGAGUGGGACCUGCUCCAGAGAAUGAUUCAGCGGGCCCACGAGCAGCUCUCUGUCCCGGUCACGUGCAAGAUCCGGGUCUUCCCAGAGAUUGACAAGACCGUGAGGUACGCCCAGAUGCUGGAGAAGGCCGGCUGCCAGCUGCUGACGGUGCACGGCCGCACCAAGGAGCAGAAGGGGCCUCUGUCCGGCGCCGCGUCCUGGGAGCACAUCAGGGCCGUGCGGAAGGCCGUGGCCAUCCCUGUGUUUGCCAACGGGAACAUCCAGUGCCUGCAGGACGUGGAGCGCUGCCUGCGGGAUACGGGGGUGCAGGGGGUCAUGAGUGCAGAGGGCAACCUGCACAACCCCGCGCUGUUCGAGGGCCGCAGCCCCGCGGUGUGGGAGCUGGCUGAGGAGUACCUGGACCUGGUGCGCCAGCACCCCUGCCCGCUGUCCUGCGUCCGGGCCCACCUCUUCAAGCUGUGGCACCACACGCUGCAGGUGCACCAGCAGCUUCGCGAGGAGCUCGCCAAGGCGAAGACCCUGGAGGGCGUGGCCGCCGUGAGCCAGGAGCUGAAGCUGCGGUGUCAGGAGGACAUGUCGCGGCAGGAGGGGGAGGAGCCCUCGGGCGGCCUGCCUUUCUUCCACUGGAUCUGCCAGCCCUACUUCCGGCCGGGGCCCAAGGAGGGGAGCAAGGAGAACACAGGCGCCCGCAGUAAGCGGGCCCUGGAGGAGGAGGAGGGCGGCGCAGACGUCCUGUCCAAGAACAAGCAGAAGAAGCAGCUGAGGAACCCCCACAAGACCUUCGACCCCUCGCUCAAGCCAAAAUACGCAAAGUGCGACCAGUGUGGGAACCCCAAGGGCAACAGGUGUGUGUUUAACCUGUGCCGGGGCUGCUGCAAGAAGCGAGCUUUCAAAGAGACUGCGGACUGCCCAGGUCACGGAUUGCUUUUUAAAACCAAACUGGAGAAAUCGCUGGCCUGGAAGGGGGCCCAGCCCCAGCUGCAGGAGCCCCCGCAGGCGGGACCCGGGGACCCAGGCGGCUUCCCCGAGGUCCUGGGCAGUGCCCUGGCCUGAAGGCCGCCGCCCGCCCCUCCGGGCUCAGGACUGUGAAGCCCCCCACCCCUAAGGAGACGCCUUCACUCAGGGAACCUCCUGCUCCUCCACACCCUCGGCCACACCGGACUGAGCGCGGCCCCGGCGAGUGUUCCCAGGCUGGACCUGCUCUGAUCUUCGCGCCGGUGUGCCCUAACGUGAACAAUAAACCCUCAGAGACGUG